Messenger RNA from Dermatophagoides farinae (American house dust mite), 9639 nucleotides. RefSeq lists its product as uncharacterized. Lineage: Eukaryota; Metazoa; Arthropoda; Arachnida; Sarcoptiformes; Pyroglyphidae. Gene Ontology annotation, molecular function: metal ion binding; guanyl-nucleotide exchange factor activity. The record is from RefSeq and is a predicted model, not a curated record. Gene Ontology annotation, cellular component: cytoplasm.
UUAAAUAUUUGAAUUUGAUUAAAUGCCAAGUGUAUGUGUGUGCACACGAGACACACAAGAAAAAAAAUUCUCAAACAGGAAGUCUUAACAUAAAGAACAAAACGUUGUCGCUACAAAUAAUUUAUUUUUUGUAUGUGAACAAUAAAAAUAAUGUCUUCAUUUGAAACAUCAACUUCUUCUGUUACUGAUAAUAAUAUUAAUAAUAAUCAAUCGGAAAAUUUGAAAUUUGAGGUUAAAUUACGUGAUAAAAAACUAUCACAAGAACAACAAUCAAAUUCACCUGUUGAACACCAUCGUCCAUUGGGCAUCAUUAUCGAACCGGUUGAAGAUAUAACUGCGAAAGUACAUAACGAAGAAGAAGAAGAAGAAGAAACAAAAAGAAAUCAAUCUGAUUCACAGACACUUCCAUUGAAAUUGGUAGCCGAUUGUGAUCGAUCUGAUUCCGGUGAUUUUAGUGAACAACAACCACAGGAACAAGCAUAUAGCAUUGAUCCUACAUUUUAUUUCCAUAAUCGUAAUCCAACAUUGGAAUCAUUCCGUGGUGGUGAAAAGAAAAAAUCUGAUUCAUUAGAUUCAACACAACACCAAGCUUGUUGCACAAAAUUAGCAUUCAAUUUCUAUAAUAAAGCAUUAGAUUCGGCUAAAAAACAUUUGCCAAACAGGAAUAAACAGAAAAAUCGUUAUUCGGGAGGUUUUCCACGUUCAUUUGGUGAAGAUUUUCAUUCACUUGGACCCGAAGGUUUUUACUACCUGGAUGAUGCACAAACUGAAUGUUCAAUAGAUUAUCGUGAUAUUGAAUUUAAUCGUGAUUCAUUUCUAUUCACUGGUUCUGAAGUGAUACCCGAAUUAUCGGAGGAAGAAUUUUUUCAGAAUAAAAUUAUUCAAAAAUCUACUCAAAAUCAACAACAGGCUGCUUGUCCUGCACGUCAUUUUACACAAUUACCCGUAUUGAGUGGUGAAAAAACAGCAGCACCGAUCAUUCAAAUGGAUUCAACAUAUGAACCGACUCAAUUGAUCCGUUCAUCGUUGUCGGAUGAUCAACCUGAAGAGAAUUCAUCUGAAAUGACAGAAUCAACAAAACGAAAAGGUCCAUCAUUGUUUGAUCGGCUAUUUAAAACUAAAGAUAAAAAUAAAGACCGAAAAAAAUCUCGCAAAGCUCGAUCUGAAUCACGUGAAAGAGAGCGAGUGAAAAAUGUUCGAGCCACAUCGUUACCACCUACCUCUAUGGGUGGUAAACAUUUACAACAAACACAACAUCCAGUCAUGAAACUAGGACCAUCGGGUCAACUUUGGUUUGAACAAGGCGCUAAUAUAAUAUCGGCAACACCUAUUGAACCAAAUGAAGCUGUACUGUCGAAUGUAACACGACAAUCACCAAUAAAAUUAGUUUAUGCGCGACCACCUGAGAUAAUCGUACAGGAAGUGACUAAUUUAGCCGAUGCUAUUGAUACAUUGCCUAGAAUUCAGCAGACUGAUUCAAAAUCAAACGAAAAAUUUCAGCUAACAAAGCAACAACCACCUGCCAUUACCGUAGAUGAUGUAGCCGAGAAAACAAUGAUGGACAUUCUUGAUGAUGCCAUACGACAACUUCGUGAAGAAAGUCAAAUACCACCUAUCUAUGUAAAUGAAAAUGCUGUGCCAGAAUCAAGUCCGUUACAAUCAUCAUCAGAAACAAAAAGUAAAAAGAAUAGUUUGAAUAGUAAUAAAAAAACAACAAAACGAAGUCCAAUACUUGGACAGAAAAAACGAAAAAUACCCGGUUAUGCAUCACCAAUGGCCAAAUUGAAAGAUAUUCACGUGACAAGACCGAAUUUUUUUCGAAAAUUUAAACGUAAUUUAAAUGAUAAUUCGAUCGUUAUUGAAAGCGAACCGACAAUUCAAAUGGACGAUUCAAAACGUAAUUCGGAUGUUGAUUCAUCCAAUCAACUCGCUGAAGCUAAUGUACCACAAAUAACUAUCGAUGAAGUAUUGCCAGAUACAACUACUUCAGCCGAGAAUAAUGAUGAAAUUAUUGCCACACAACAACAAAUGGAAGAACCACAAAUUCUACAAUUAUCCAAUGAUGAUGAUGAUGAUGAUAAACUUAAGAAAAAAUCUCGAUUAUCAUUUAGAAAACCGAAAAUUAAUUUGCCAGCGACAACAGCUCGAAUUCGUUCAUCAAUGAAAGGCAUGCGAAUACCACGAUCACUUCGUACGAAUAAGAAAAAAGAUGGUUCACUGAAAAAAAAUAAUGGCCAAAUUCCAACACCAACGACAUCAGAUUCUAACACAGAUAAACAGAAUUCAAAAAUUUCACUAUUAAAACGACGUCCAUUUAAACGACAAAAUCGAUAUGGACAAGAUGAACAGCGACAUUCUAUACGACAGCUACCACGAUUACCCGAUAUACCGGAAUCACGAAGUUCAACAUUAGGUAGUCAUCUAUAUGAAGGUGUUCAAGGAUCACCUCAACUUAAUCAACGAUCUUCUGCAUUAUAUGGUGGUAAUUCAAUGGCAAUUGAAAUUCCUGUAGGUGUACCAUUAGAUGCACCUUAUGAAGAAUUUGAUGAAACACCAUCAUCAACGGGUUAUAGUCCAUUUCAUAGAUAUCCCGAUCAAGAUUUUCAUCCCCAGUCGAUAACUUCAUCGGAAGUACAAAUGAAGCCACCGACACCACCACCAACAGCCAAGCCAUUGGAAAUCACUUUAGCAAAAUUGCCUGAUUCACCCGUGUUUGAUAUGAAAAUACCGCAACAAAUGACUGAUCGUAUGCCGGCAUAUCAACCACCAGAAAUUAUUGUCCGUAUACCUGAAAAUCAUAAAUUGAAAACCACUACAGUUGAUAAUCUUGAACAAAAGCAAACAAAUCUUGAUAAAUCUGUCGAACGUCAAUCUGAAUUUUUGUUCUCUAAACCGGAUGUACCAGAUAUCGCUAUGAUGGAACCGGAAUUUAUCCUACCAAGACCUGGUAUUGAAAAUCAUCGAGAGUCACCAUCACAACAACCUGAAAUGACUGUAUUGCCAUCAUUAUUGACAAUGCAAAUCAAAUCUGAUGAUAAUAUGGAUGAUAAUACGCCCAAAACGGAGAUACAUGUACCAUAUAAUACAGCAUUCGAUUCGGAUGUUGGAUCACCAGAAUUAAGCCGAACUCGCCAACAGAUGGUCGCCAUGAAUGAAGCAAUGCGUGAAAAAGUGGAUAAAAUCAAAAAUAUGGCUGGUUCAUUUCGACAUUCUUUCCGUACAAAAAUGAAAGAUCUGAUACAAAGUGCAAAACCAAAAACAACUGAUCCAAAAAUAAUUGAUACAACAUUGAAAUCGGAAUUCAUUGCAUCUCAAGUACAGGAAACAGAUUUAGAUCAACUGACUACAUCGAAAUUAACAACAGAUGCAUCCACAUCGAAAACGCAACAAGAAGAAAUUCCUAUUAUUUAUGAAGAUCCAUCGAACAUUAUUAAAGCACUGGAUAAUCUUCUAACCGAAUCUGGUUAUCAAGUGGAUAAAACUGUUGAUGAUGAUGAUUAUCAUCAUGUAGAAGAUGAAAACGCGGAAAAACGUUCAAAAAAAUUUGCACGAAAAUUUCCCAAAUUUGAAUUCACACAUAAACCAAUUGGACAACAAUUUAACGAAUGGACAGAUCACCAUGAUGAAACAGAACGGCCUACAUUUUCACAGAAAAAUCGCGAACGUUUCGAUCAGAUCCGUAAUCGUGCACAAAAAUCAUUGGGACAAUUUGCCGAUCGAUUGAAACAACAAACACAACAAAUUGGUGAACGUACUCGGGCAUCAAUCAGGGCAACGAAAUCACCAUUACGUUCGAUGCGAAAAACUGAUCUACGACCUCAACGACCACCACCACCAUCAUCAUAUAAUCAUCAAUCAUUUGAUGAUUUACAUUUUGCAUCUGAUUCUGAAUUAUCACCCGGUACUGGUGUUGAUUCAUUACGACGUUCAGCAAAAGUCUAUCAAGAAUUAGCCGAUGCACAAGAACGACUUGAAGCAUAUAUGGCACCAGUGAGUCGUAAUGAACCACGAAGACCACCACGUCGACGUUUGAAUACGGAUGAAUCUGCCGGACAACGACAACCUGAUUAUAUGCAAUCAUUACCAUCGUUAUCGGUUACAAGACCAAAACCACCACGACCACCACCGCCAAAUCGAUAUUUAACAACCAGUUGUCAAUCGAUGGUACCAUGUGAUGAGGAAAUUUCUCUUGGAACUUCAACAUCAAGUCUUUGGACACAUUCUAAACCUGGUGAUAGUAGUUCGGGUAAACGGAAACGUUUUCCACGUCGUCAACGUUGUCCACCGGAUCAAUUUUAUAAAAAUGUUCGCCUUAAUUAUCGGCCAAAAAAAUCCUAUGUUGAACUGUUACAAAAAUCACAACCAUUUUACGCAAUGGCUACAAUGCAACAACAAAAAGCAUUAGAACGAUCACAAUCAACUGGACAAUUAUAUGGACGUUAUAAACCAACAACAAUAGAUAGUUUGGGUUAUCCAAUACCCCCAUUACGACGAUCACGAACAUUGCGAUCAAAACCACCGAUUUGUCCGACAAGUCCAGUUUUUGAUAAUUCCCGUGCUAAUUCUGUGUUUUCAGCUAGAAGUGGUGGUGGUGGUGUCCAAACUUAUUUGGCCUCAUCGGAUCAUCCUUUUAUUAUGGAUCAAUAUGAAACUGAUCCACCACCAUAUCUCUUGGAAGGCAAAGAUUUCUAUAGUCCUUAUCUACAAAGUCCACCGGAAACAUUGAAAUCUUCGCAACCUGAUCUACAAUGGAGUCCAUAUACAUGGAAAGUUAAACGUUGUCGAUCAUUUGCCGAAUCGUUAGCCGUAGAUAAACAGAGAUUACAAUCACCUGAAAUGGAUGAAACACUACCAACACGAGAUUCAAAUGAUACAAUCGUACCAUCACGAUCAACGACACUGCAAAGAUCAGCAACGACUAUAGCAAAUCAUAAUUAUCGAAUUGAUGAACCAACUCAUCGAAUAGUACAACCAGAAACCGUACAAGAACGAAUGUUUAAAUGGCUUCAUUCCACAACAUCAUUGGAUUCAUGGCGUCAUCGAUUACCAAAAAAUCCCAUUAAACAACAACAAGCAACUAGUAGUAAUAAUAGUAGUAGUAAAAGACCUAUACCACCACCAAGGCCACCAGGACCUUCUUCGUCCACAAUAAUGAUGAUGAAUCGGGCAACUAGCCCUUCAUCUACUAAUCAAUCUAUUUGUUCUUCAUUCUAUAGCAAUCAACAACAAUCUGAUAUAAAUAAUGAUAAUUAUUAUUAUUAUAACAAUAAUAUUGAUGCUUUUCUUGCAGAUACAUUUGGCGACAUUACACCAUUGGCAAAUACUAUUGAUAGUAUUAGUGAUCAUAAAUUACAACAACAACAACAACAUCAAUUACCAUCAUCAUCGUUAACAGCGCGUUCAUUACCACCACCUCCAGUUCCACCAAGACCUAAAUUAAUACCGUCACAUUAUGUAUAUGAAGCUCGUCAACGUAAUCGGCCACCAACACGUGAUGUUGCAUGUGAUACAUCGGAAAAUGGAUUUGAAAAAUUUUGUCAACAACAGCAACAACAAACAAAAAUAUUGACAAACGCAAAUAAAAAUGGUGGAUUCUUACAUCGUACAAACAAUAAAACUUUUAAUGAUUAUGAACGAAAAUCACAAUCAUUAGAUAUAUCAAAUGAUGAUGAUAUAACCCUUGUGGAGAAUACAAGUCAUAGAUUUUAUACAAAAGAAUAUAAUGGUCAUGUUCCAAAUGGAUCAAUAAAUUCGGAUAAUAAUAAUAAUAUAACAAUAGCAUCAGUGUAUACUGAUGCACGGACACAUCAAUCGAAUACAAAUUCUCAUCAUGAUCAAAAACCAUCAUCAUCAAUUAUUAAACCGAUACAACAACAACAACAACAUUGGUCUGAUGGUAAUGUAUCCGAUGAUGAUGAUACAAUUAAUGAUGAUAUAUCAUCAUUAUCAUCAUCACAAUACCAAUCUGUAAUGGAUCACUUAUCAACGGCUGAUGAUUCAAUCGGAUAUCUAAUUCAACAACAAACAACGCCCAUAAAAAACGAUUCAUUUUUACAUGGUUAUAAUAAUAAUAAUAACUCAUCAAUAGUAAUUAUGCCACAAACAACUACCACAGCAACAACAACAUCGAGACAACAACAAAUAUUAUCAAAAAAUAUAUCCAACAUUGACAAUACUGCUACAUCUACUACGACGACGACAAUGAAUGAAUACCAGUCAGCUUUGGACAACAACAACCAACAACAGCAAUUAUCAUCAUCAGCUGAUUUUCAGCAACAAUAUUCAUCACAACGUUCAUCAAUGCAUUCGAAUCAUGAUCAACAACAACAACAACAGCAUUUCGACAUUGAUAAUGAUGAUGAUGGAAACCAAAUUCUUAAUGAUUAUGAUCAAUUUCAAAAACAAUUUGAUGGUUUACAAAUGGUAAACAGAAUGAUAAUUAAUAGUGCUGAUGGUGAUCCAAAUGAUGGUGAUGAAACAGCAGUAGCGGCAACGGCAACAACAAUUGCAAUCGGUGCAGAUGGAACGGAUGAAGUUUUAAUCACUGUUGGUGGUGACCAUUCUACAACGUCGGUCACCAUCAACGAUGAUCUAAGUAAAGAUAAUAAAAAUCGUCAGAGCUUUAUCAGUACAGAAUCGACCGAAUCUACAUCAUCAACAGAAUCGACAACAUUUUCCUAUUCUUCUGAAUCGAAUAAAAGUCUUUCGAUUCCAAUCAAUCAAUCUAUUUAUAUUAAUGAUGUUGAUGGUGAUGGCCAUGAAUCAAAUACAUUAACGAUUCUUGCCACGCAACAGGCACCACCAACACCAUCUUCACAGCCAUCUUGUGAUUCAUUAUCUGAUAAAAAAAUUUCGGAUGAGAGAAAAAAGAAAUCUAAUGGAUCAAAGAAAAAGAAAUAUAGCCUUGCUGAACCACCAAAUGAGAUAACUAGACCUUGUGUUGAUGCAUCUACACCUUUGAUUGGUGCCGGUGGACAAAUCUUAUCAAAUCCAUCGUUACGUGAGAAUCUUAGUUCAUUACCAAAAUCGACACCAAAAGGUGGUAAACCAGAUAAACGUUAUUAUUGUGCACAUGAGCUUUAUACAACCGAACGGGAUUAUGUUGAUGUAUUGAUCAUGUUGACGGAAGAAUUUCGGAAAGAAAUUCAACCAUAUGUAACACCCAAAUGGUUGUCCACAUUUUUUCGACCAUUAGAUGGUGUUACACCCAUCAAUAAAAAAUUACUUGAAGAAUUGAAGCGAAGAAUUUUGGUCGAUUGGGAUGAUAAUACUAAAUUGUCAGAUAUCAUAAUUCAAAUAUGUCCAUAUUUUAAAGAAUAUUCCAUUUAUAUACGUGAAUUUGAUCGAAUAAAUUUCAUGUUGGACGAUGCAAUUGUACGGUUUGUUGAUUUUGAAUCUGUAUUAAGGUCAUUUGAGAAUAAUGAUCGAUGCCGAAAAUUGACAAUAAAAUCCUACCUCUUGAAACCGAUUCAACGGUUGCCGCAAUAUUUACUUAUGUUGAAACAAUAUGCCAAAUUAUUGGAUCCUGAAAAAGAUCGUGAUGAAUUUGAAGGAACACAAGAAGCUAUGCGUAUUGUCAGUGAAGUGGUUGAACAUGUGGAUCGUGAAUCGAAAAUGCAGGAACAAUCAUUAACAUUAAAUGAACUUCGAAAUCGAAUUAUAUUGACUAAACCGACAAAAAUUAUCAUACCUGGUCGUGUGUUGAUUCGUCGUGGUCAGCUGGAUAAAGUAAGCCGUAAAGAAGUGCAUGUUCGUUAUUUCAUACUGUUUAACGACGUUUUAUUCUACCUGACACCCGUUAUGAAUGGAAUGUAUAAAUUAAAAGAAGAACUACCGCUGCUUGGUAUGCAGGUAGAAAUGACACAAAAUUAUCCACGAGAAUUCAUUGUUCGUUCAGUGAAACGAUCAUUCGCUUUAUUUGCUCCCGAUGAAAAAGAACGUGAAGAAUGGGUUCGUGAUCUACGAAAAGCCAUUGCCGAUCAUACGGAAAAACAAUUAUCAUUUAAAAAUCGAAAUUCAAUGUCCGAAAUGUCUAGCGGCCAUCCUCAUUCACCUCAUUCGAUGGAACCGAUGAAUCAAUUAUUAUCGGUUACGUCAUCACCACAAUCAACUUUGUCUAGGGCCAAUAAUGAUCGAAUAUCAAUCUUAUCUGCCAGCGAAUCCGAUUAUGAUUAUCCAAUACCAAGUGCAUCGGCAAAUAUUGCUACAUCAGAAAUGUCUUCGGCUCUUCGCCUUGGGGAUUUAGCUCCUGUUUGGUUACAUGAUAAUCAUGUUACAAUGUGCCAUCAAUGUACGGCUCCAUUUACCCUUUUGAAUCGUCGUCAUCAUUGUCGAGCUUGUGGACAUAUAUUCUGUGCUAAUUGUAGUUCGCAUCAGUUUCCUCUUAAAUAUUUAGAUUAUAAACCUGACCGUGUCUGUGAUUAUUGUCAUGAUGAGCUUAAAUCAAUGCAAAAUCCAUUAUUAUCAUCACCACUACGUGUUAGUUUUCUCAACAAUCAACAUAUUGACUCCAAUUCGGAUUAUCAUGAUUAUGCUAAUAUCGAAUCAACACCACAGAUAUCUGUAUCGAUUUCGCCACAAAAUUCAAUCAAAAGUACUAGUUCUACUAUUUCAUCAUCCGGAAUAGGUAGUGGUGGUAAUAAUGGUAAUGGAAUACUUAAAAAUUUAACCCGUAAAAAUCGAUCAAAUUCAUGUCAUGAAUUGCGAAAUAAUCAAGUAAAAAUACCCCCGGAUACACCUCCGGCUAUUACUUUGUCUCAUCAAUCGUCAUCAUUGUUGGCUGGUGGUAAUAAUCAUCUUCAACAACAAUUAUUAUUACGGAAUAAUAAUAUUCGACUAAGUUCACGUUUGUUGAAAAAUAAAAAUGUAUCAUCCGUAUUGGUUGAAGUACAGGCAAACGAUUCGAAUGCAUUGAUUGCUGGAUGGCUACAUCGUUAUGCACAGAAAAAAGGCUGGAAACGGUAUUGGUUUGUCAUUAAAAAUAUGGUACUAUAUACAUUCAAAGCAUCCGAAGAUGUUCGUGCAUUGGAAACAUUGCCAUUACUAAGUUAUGAUGUAUCCGUUUCUAAUGAAUCAAUUAAAGGUCAUCCAGCGGAAUUGAUCAUCAAAUUGUCACAUCGUUGUCAGCCAACCAUUUAUUUCUUUGUCGAACAGAAAGAACAGUUUCAACGUUGGUUCGAAUGUUUCAAAGAAUCUACAUCGUUAUUACAGUCACCAUCAUCAAAAAAGCUAUCAUCCGUAUCAUUGGAUCAGCAACCACCACCAUCAUCACCGUCACAAUCUGGAUAAAAUAAAAUGAGGCCACACAAUGUUCAUUCUAAGUCAUAUUCAUUAUUAUUUGUUUUAAUCUUGUGUUUGUCGUUCUCAUUCAUUCAAUAUUCAUAAGAUAUUUUUUUUCACUGACCUCAAUUAUCAUCAUCAAAUAGAAUUUCAUAUUAUCGUCACAUCAUUUUCUCAUUCAUCAACAAAAAAAACUUGAUACAGACAUCAUCAUUAUACCUUUUUCUGUGUUAUCAUAUUUUGUCGAUCAAUAUCGAUAUCUUAAAUUGUGCAUUUCUUUAGAACGAGAAAAAACUCACAAUUUUUUGUUUGUACUUUUUUUUAAAUUUGUAAAAUUUCAUCUAUUUUUUUCGACAUUUU